Molecule: messenger RNA, 3722 nt
Organism: Portunus trituberculatus (swimming crab)
Lineage: Eukaryota; Metazoa; Arthropoda; Malacostraca; Decapoda; Portunidae
Product: mitochondrial amidoxime reducing component 2-like
Exons: 8
Coding region: 66-1097 (343 amino acids)
Molecular function (GO): molybdenum ion binding; catalytic activity; pyridoxal phosphate binding
Source: RefSeq, a predicted model, not a curated record
UCUGGAGCCUUCGCCUGGGCCACACGACACUUGCAGCUCACUUGCACCGUCUACGACAUUGUGACAUGGAAUUGUCAAGAAAUCUGACUGUAGCUACUAUCCUUGUACUUGGAGUUGGGACUUCACUUGGCAUCUAUGUAUUGUGGCAAUAUCACAAUUCUUUAAAGAAAAAAAGAAAUAAGAUGAUUCCUCGAAUCCAGGACUUGGAGCAGUUGAAGCAGAUGAAAUGGGAGUGUGUUGGUAAAGUGAAAAAGGUAUUUGUUUAUCCUGUCAAGUCAUGCAAAGGACUUUCUGUUGACUCUGCACAAGCUCACUUCAGGGGACUGGUCUAUAAAACAGCAAGGGACAGAUCAUUUAUAAUUGCCACUGAGAAGGGAACAAUGAUUACUGGGAUUAUGGUGCCUUCAACUGUGCUGAUAGAGGCUACCUUUGAAGACAAUAUAUUGACUCUUAAUUUUCCUGGGAUGGAGGCACUACAUGUGGACACUAAAGAAGUAGAGAAAAAUUCCAUACGUCUCAAAACAAACAUCUGGGGUGAAGAUACUUAUGGCUUGGAUUGUGGGAAGAAUGUCUCCUUAUGGCUUCAAAAGAUUCUGCUUCGCAAAUGCAAACUCCUAUAUCAUGCUGACCUGCCUGCUGACCGUGUGUCCAACCAUCCUUUGGAGUCUUCAUGUCCUCUUUUGAGAACAGAUGAUCAUUCCCUGUAUGCAGAUUCUGGUGGGUAUAUGCUCAUGACUGCAGAGAGCGUGGCAGAUCUACAAACUAGAGUAAGUUCCAAGAUUGCUGCUGAGGAUUUCCGGCCAAACAUUCUGAUAGAGGGAAUCAAGAAACCUUAUGAUGAGGAUGAGUGGCAGUAUGUUAAGAUUGGUGAUACUGUCUUCAGAAAUACUGUGCCAUGUUCAAGGUGUAUUUUUACCACAGUUAGUGCUGAGACUGGCAAGAAAAAUCCUGACAUGGAGCCACUGCGUACUCUCAAGACGUAUCGGUGUGAGAAAGGAAUGGAUAGUCCAUUCUUUGGCAUCAACCUUGGCCUUGAUCUGGCUGGUAAGGUGAGUGUAGGAGAUGAAGUUCACAUUACAAGGUCCGAAAGUUUUUAGAAGUAUGUGAAAGGCUCAUCCAUAUCUUUGUAUCUUCAUUAUUCUGUACAAAGUAUCAAAGAAUAAUUUUGUUUUGUUAAAGUCCGUCAUAUUAAGAUUAUGAAGUUGUGGAAUAGCAAAUGAUUGUAAGAUAUAUCCAUAUUUAAAUUUCUACUUUCUUGUAAGAAAACAAACCUUGUGCAAAAGUGAUGUUUCUUAGAUUCGUUUAUCAUGUUGGUACUGUUUACUUAUGAGAAAAUUGCAUGAACAGCUGAGUAAACUUAAGAGCAUAUAUAAGGAUUGUACAUCAGAGCAGUGGCAAAAGAUAAUUUUCAGUGAUGGAAUAUUAAGUAUGAUAGCUGUCAUACAUACACAUUAGUAUAAUGUAGCAUAUAUAUUAAUGUUAUGAAUUAUAUUCACUAUAUUCUAUAUCAUUAUAGAAAUAUAAUUAUCAUUUGUUAAGAUUAUGUUAUGACCGUCAGGUGUUACCGUAUUUUACGGCUUACAAGACGCACUUCUUUUUCCUAAAAAAUACUCUGAAAAAUACUAGUGCGUCUUCCAAGACGAAUGUUGUAUUGUAAAGCAACACCCAGCCUCAAGUGAGCUUGGACACUUGACCGAUAGCGACCUGGAUUUGUAUGUUGAGUCAUUACAUUAUGAUGUUAGCUUAAGUACUCUUCAAUUCAGCCUUUUAUAUUAUGUAAACUCAGUACUUAGCUGUUACAAGUAUUUCCAAUACCAUAAUCCUUCCUGGAGCCUACUUGGUCUGUGGAGAAAACGGGCUGUUCCCUCAUCUCAUAGCAACGCACAUGAACACACACACACAUGCCAGGUGCCUUUAUACAUUCAUUAAUAGAACAUCCAAAUGACUUACUCGUUCAAGCAAGAGCCAAAACUCCACUUGUGAAUUAUAUUCGCAUUGAUAAAGCUUAUGAAGCAUGAUUGCAAAAUAAAAUAAAUAUGAACUGCAGCACUGACGCGUUCGAUUUCGGCGAUCGGACAAGUAAUUCUGUAAUGUAAUCCAGGGGUGUGCAACCUUUUUUCCCAAAGGGCCACUAGUCAUGACUCUGUUGGUAUGGAGGGCCACAUACCCUUACUAUUUCAUGUUAUUUACUAUGAUCGAAGACAUAUUAUGUGAGAUUAUACUGAUAAAGAUAGGAAAUGAUUUUGUUACUGAUUUUAUUUAUAUUGGGAUCACAAAAAUAAGAAUUGUCCGAAACAAAUGUAUUUUCCUUACUAUAAAAUUAAUGAGCAAAUGAAAGGCUGCCGUACCUUAUUAUUAUAAUGUACAAACAUAAAUAAUUAGUUAUUGUUGGUUAACUGGGAUCAUUAACAAGAAUUAUUAUAAAAAACAGACAUUUCCUGAGCAUUAAUUUGCAAAUGAAAGGCUACCCUAGUGAGAUGGUUGAUGUUGCAUUUGGGACGCCAACUCAUCAAUAUCAGGCUGUAUGGAUGAUGUGGCUACAUGCAGGGUACUUUUCAAAUGUUCAUCAAUAAGUGAAGAUCUAUACUUGUUUUUAACCAGAUUAAUUUUUGAAAAGAGCUGCUCACAUACAUAUGUGCUACCAAACAUUGCCAUCAUUUUCCUUGCAUGAGCAGAGAGUUUUGGAUACACUGUGCUUGCAAAUUUUCUAAAGUCAAUCACAAAACUGCAACAUUAACAAUUUACAGUACGUACUGGUAAUCACAAAUCAACCACAACAAAUGAAGUCACAAAGGAGACUGGUGAGGCAGCGGUACUGACAGGCGGGAACACAGUACCAUAUUACAGUAUGUGAACCAUACGUGUCAGACUCAUAGACAGAUAAUGUCAAGUAAUAUAUUAUUUUGUUAUAAUAUAAUUAAAAUCUGUACCUUAGUGAACUAAAUAGAAAAAAUAUGGUGAUACUGAUACACGAGAAUAUGAAUUUUGUCAAACUUUUGUUGGGCUCUACUUGAUAACUCUCUCUCUCUCUCUCUCUCUCUCUCUCUCUCUCUCUCUCUCUCUCUCUCUCUCUCUCUCUCUCUCUCUCUCUCUCUCUGAGGGCUGCACUAAAGUUUAUUUAUUUUUAGUAGAAAGGGCUGCAAUGAAAGCCUUUGAGGGCCGCAUGCGGCCCUUGGGCAGCAGGUUCCACAGGGCUGAUGUAAACAAUACGUCCAAUACAUGCCGUCGCCCACCACUGAAACAAAAAGAGAUGGACUGCUUCACUGUGUGUACGUAUUUACCUAUGGUGUUUUUAAUUACAUAGUUGUAAAUUUGUGGUGAGUGCUCGAGCAAAUUUGUGGUGAGUGCUUGAGCAAAUUUGUAAUAAGUGCUGAAACAAUGGUGUCUUGCAGACUCCUUGCUUCUAAUGUUUUUGUGUUCAGUGGUUGGGUAUAUGGUGAAUGUGUUCUUGUAGGAGAAUGACUUUUUUUUUCUUAGAAAUUUCUUUUAAAUAUUAGGGUGCGUCUUCUAAGAUGCAGCAUCUUGCAAGCCGUAAAAUACAGUAAUAUAAUUUAAUGCAUUUUAGGUUAAGAUGUAAUGGCAUCCUGCCAGCAAUGUUUUUGUUGUGUAUUAUUGUAAUACUCUCAGGACGAUCUAUCUUAUGUAUGUAUUAUUUACCCAUUUAUUAUUUCAUUGUAUAUUAUGUUCAUAUUUUGUGAUUAAUAUAUGUACUGAACAUUUUA